Messenger RNA from Seriola dumerili (greater amberjack), 2147 nucleotides. RefSeq names its product zinc finger and BTB domain-containing protein 26-like (gene zbtb26). The record is from RefSeq and is a predicted model, not a curated record. Gene Ontology annotation, molecular function: protein binding; DNA-binding transcription factor activity, RNA polymerase II-specific; RNA polymerase II cis-regulatory region sequence-specific DNA binding. Bases 78 to 1424 code for a protein of 448 amino acids. Gene Ontology annotation, cellular component: nucleus. The transcript has 2 exons. Gene Ontology annotation, biological process: regulation of transcription by RNA polymerase II. NCBI's taxonomy places the organism in Eukaryota, Metazoa, Chordata, Actinopteri, Carangiformes, Carangidae.
AUGGGUUUUGCAUCCGGAGCAGCGCGUUCAUAUCCACACAACACAGGUGCACAGCUGCUGCUGGUCUCCAGUUCACCAUGGCCCAGAACCAGGUGAUCCUGCAGUUCCGGUUCGCCACGUUUGGGGACUCCAUGCUGCAGAAGAUGAACCUUCUACGACACCAGAGACGGUUCUGUGAUGUCACUGUGCGUAUCAACCAGCUGGAGGUCCCUGGUCAUAAGGUGGUGUUUGCUGCAGGCUCUUCUUUCUUGAGAGACCAGUUCAUCCUUCAGCAGGACUCCAGGGAAGUCCAGAUCUCCAUGAUUCAGGAGGCGGAGGUGGGACGGCAGCUGCUGCUGUCCUGCUACACAGGCCAGCUGGAGUUUCCAGAGCUGGAGCUGGUGCAUUACCUGACAGUGGCCAGCUUCCUUCAAAUGGGCCACAUUGUGGAGCAGUGCACUCAGGCCCUCAGCAAGUUCAUCAAACCUCAGGCUACACCUCACCUGAAGGUGGAUGUGGAUGUGGAUGUGAGGAGGGAGAAGAAGGAGGAAGGUUCAUCGUCCGAGGCCCAGAGAGAGCAAGAGCGCACUCAGAUGCGGAUGGUCCAUCAGGAGGAGGAGGAGGAGGAGGAGGAGGAGGAAGAGGAGGAGGAGGAGGUGGAUCAGGUAGAGGACGACAACAAUGGUGACGGUGAUGAAGACGAGGAUGAUGAUGAUGAUGUGAUCAUACAGCCUAAGUCCCCUCUCCAGAUUUUGAGCAGACGCCCAAGGCAGGGUAUGGCAGAGAAUGACAUCACUAUAGUAAAGGUGGAGUCUGUGUCUGAGGUAGCAGAAAAUUCCAUCACCAGCCACUUCCCCACCAGCCCGCCUGCUGCUCUCCACUCCCCUGAGCCACAGCAUUCGCUCAUCAACUCUACUGUGGACAGUCGCAGCAGUGAGAUGGCGGUUCCACCUGGCAUGGCCGGGUACCCGUUCACCCCCCCUCCUCCUUCCCCUCCUGCAGACAAACACAGCACGCACCAGAGGAACUACGACAAGCCUCUGCAGUGGUAUCACCAGUGCCCAAAAUGCGCCCGGGUCUUCCGCCAGCUGGAGAACUACGCCAACCACCUCAAGAUGCACAAGCUCUUCAUGUGCCUCCUGUGCGGAAAGACUUUCACACAAAAAGGCAAUCUGCACCGACACAUGCGCGUCCACGCUGGCAUCAAGCCCUUCCAGUGUAAAAUCUGCGGUAAGACCUUCACUCAGAAGUGUUCUUUGCUGGAUCACCUUAACCUGCACAGUGGGGACAAGCCCCACCGCUGCAACUACUGUGACAUGGUGUUCGCUCAUAAGCCAGUUCUUCGCAAGCACCUCAAACAGAUCCACGGGAAGAACAGCUUUGACAACGCAAACGAAGGCACCUUGCACGAUGGGGGGCUUGACUUUGAUUUUAGCCGAAUAUGAAAUCAGUGGGCAUUUUUUAAAAUAGAUUUGUUGGAUACUAUCAGUUAUUUAAAUGUUUAUGAUGCAGAUUUUCCCCCGGAUGAGACAUCAGUGAAACGAGUCAUCGUAAAUUUAACACUUUAUACAAAGAUGGAGCAUUAAGCCAACGAUUACAUUAUAAAAGAUGUGACGGCUGGUUUUCGAAUGAUGGCUUAAACUGGAGAACAUAAACAUGAAAGAUGAAGUUUUCCUGAUCUACAUUUCACUGUAGCUUCAUUACUGUGGACUUUUUUUCUUCUUUUUUUUAUACAGUACAUUGUAGAUGCCUUCAUAUCAUACUUGAAAAUUUAGCACUGAAUCACAUACCAUAAUGACUGUGUAUCAUUACUUUUAUUAACAUAUCUUUGUGUCUAAUGUGUCCAAUGAAAAAACAUUGCAGAAAUGAAACUAUACAGUUGUAUAUUGUGUAUACAGUCUACUGUAGUUUUCUGUCUUACCUGUGUGAAUAUGACAACAAGGACUCCAUAAGUAAAAGAAACUUGAAAGAAGGUGGUUAUAACAAUAUUUUAUUGAAGGCAAGCUACACCAAUGACAAAUGGGAUGCCAAAGUGUCUAUGUGAACUGAACUGGCUCUUUUAUAUAGGCUUUAUAUCUGAGGUACUAUUGGACUAAAGUGACAUUGUAUCUGUCCUCUGUUCCUGAAAGUUAAUGUGCGUUAUGAAAUUAAAUCUGACUUUUAACCUA